Messenger RNA from Phragmites australis (common reed), 1856 nucleotides. Its product is annotated as pentatricopeptide repeat-containing protein At2g20710, mitochondrial-like. Gene Ontology annotation, cellular component: mitochondrion. Bases 84 to 1574 code for a protein of 496 amino acids. The transcript is spliced from 2 exons. The record is from RefSeq and is a predicted model, not a curated record. Gene Ontology annotation, molecular function: protein binding. NCBI's taxonomy places the organism in Eukaryota, Viridiplantae, Streptophyta, Magnoliopsida, Poales, Poaceae.
GACAUUUCAGCCCAAUUCUUCCCCUCCCCCAAACCCUCGCACUCUCUCCGGCCCGCACCAAGCCGCCGGAGCGCCGCGCCACCAUGUUCCGGCUUCUCCUCCGCCGCCUCUCCACGGCCGCCGAGGGUGCCGCCGCCGCUGCCUCCCCGUCCCCACCCCCGCCGCUGCGGCGGCCGCUGUCCAACGACCUGUACUCCCGCAUCUCCGAAGUCGGGAGGCCGCAUCUCCCGCUGGCCCCCGUCCUGGAGCAGUGGGCACUCGAGGGCCACACCGUCGAGAAGCACGUCGUCCAGGCCAUCGUCAAGAAGCUCAUCGGUCUCCGCCGCUUCGCCCACGCGCUCGAGCUGUCGUUUUGGAUGACGGACCGGAGGCACCUCUACCUAUCGGCCGGCGAUGUCGCGUACCGGCUGGAGCUGAUCAGCAAGGUGCACGGCCUUGAGAGAGCAGUUGAGUACUUCGGCACCGUACCGAGGCAGCUGAGGAAGCCACAGUGCUACGGCUCCCUACUGAAAUGCUACGGGGAGGCGAAGGCCGUCGAGAAGGCCGAGGAGCUCUUCGCAAAGAUACAGGAGAUGGGGAUGAAGAGUUCUUACGCUUACAAUGUGAUGAUGAAGCUUUACCUGGAGACCGGGCAUCUUGAGAGGGUGCACGCCAUGUUCCAUGACAUGGAAGAGAAAGGCGUCGAUCCUGACAUGUUCAGUGUGGAGAAUCUGUUGGAUGCGUACAUUGCUGCCGAAGAUGUUGAGGGGCUUGAGAAGGUGCUCAAGGAGGCCAAUCCACACCAGAAGCUUUUGAGUUGGCACGGACAUGCCUCGGCGGCAAGGGCUUUCAUGAAAGCUGGGAUGCAAACAAGGGCCUUCAUGGCUCUUCUGGAAGCGGAGAGGCGGAUUACUCCUAAGAAUGGUAGGGUCGCAUACAGUUUUUUGCUCAACACAUAUACCGAUCUGGGGAUGUAUCCUGAGGUUGAACGCAUUUGGAGUGUCUACAAAUCCAAAGUGCCACCGUGCAACUCGAUGUACUUGGGCAGGAUAAGUGUGCUACUCAAGAUGGGUGACAUUAAGGGGGGCGAGGAAGCAUUGAAAGAGUGGGAGAUCAAGUGUGUUUCCUAUAAUGAUUUCAGAUUAACCAACUUAAUGGUCGAUGCUUACUGCAGGGAAGGUCUUGUGGAGAAGGCAGUAGCUCUUGUCGAUGAAGCCAUUGAGAAAGGGAGGACACCUUUCGCUAAUACUUGGUAUAGGUUGGCUGGUGGAUUUUUCAAGACUGAUCAGGUGCUGAAGGCGGUGAACAUGACAAGGAAGGCUCUUGUGUCCGCAACUUCUCCAUGGAAACCUGAUCUGACAUAUGUGCUAAUGAGCCUGAACCAUUUCAUGGAUCAAAAGGAUGUAGAGGCAGCUGAGGAGAUGGCGAGUAUGGUACAGAAGUUGGUUCCUUUGACUAGGGACGUAUAUCAUUGUUUACUGAAGACAUAUGUCCGUGCGGGAAAGCCAGUGUCCGACUUGCUUGAGCGUAUGAAGAAAGAUGGCCUUGAGGCUGAUGAAGAAACAGACAGAAUCCUUGCUGGAGAAUGCCAGUAGAUACGUGCCGUUGUCCAUCACUAAAUGAUCUCUUUUGCUUGUUCACUUUCUCCCCUUUUCUUCUUCAAAUUCUACCCAUUAAUUUGACUCCUGUCCACUGCUUGUAUAAAGCAUCACAAUCCUUUGUUCUGAUCGAUGUGGGUGAUAAAUACAGUACUGAUAGGAUCAGAUAUGAUGGAAUGAAACCGUUCAUUAGCUUAAACGAGUUUUUGGGCUUGGUGCUUAAGUUUUCUGUAAUCUUACAAAUAUUUCUUUUAAGUCCGCAUUACUCCCAUAUUUCCA